This is a messenger RNA of Budorcas taxicolor (takin), 3877 nucleotides long. It is a transcript of the gene ATP13A1, whose product is annotated as ATPase 13A1. Bases 1 to 3672 code for a protein of 1223 amino acids. Lineage: Eukaryota; Metazoa; Chordata; Mammalia; Artiodactyla; Bovidae. Gene Ontology annotation, biological process: extraction of mislocalized protein from ER membrane; intracellular calcium ion homeostasis. Gene Ontology annotation, cellular component: endoplasmic reticulum membrane. The transcript is spliced from 25 exons. The record is from RefSeq and is a predicted model, not a curated record. Gene Ontology annotation, molecular function: P-type ion transporter activity; ATP binding; membrane protein dislocase activity.
AUGGCGGCGGAGGCAGCGGUGGGCAAUGCGGUUCCUUGCGGGGCCCGGCCCGCCGGGCAGCCCAAGCCCAGGCCGCAACAGCGCACGCUCCUCGCCGCUGGGCCGGCACUCAUACAGAGCGGCGACGAGCUGGUCGCCGCUGUGUGGCCGUACCGGCGGCUGGCGCUGCUGCGGCGCCUCACGCUGCUCCCAUUCGUGGGUGUACUCUACCCGGCCUGGCUGGGUUCCGCAGCUACCGGCUUCUGGGGCUGGGGCAGCAGCUGGGCGCAGGUCCCCGAGGCCGCGCUGCUUGUGCUCGCCACCAUCUGCCUGGCGCACGCGCUCACCGUCCUCUCGGGGCAUUGGUCCGUGCACGCGCACUGCGCGCUCACCUGCACCCCGGAGUACGACGCCCGCAAAGCAACCUUUGUGAAGGUGGUGCCGACUCCCAACAACGGCUCCACCGAACUCGUGGCCCUGCAUCGCGAUGAGGGCGAAGACGGGCAGGAGGUGCUGUCCUUCGAAUUCCAGAAGAUCAAGUAUUCCUAUGAUGCCCUGGAGAAGAAGCGCUUUCUCCCCGUGGCCUUUCCAGUGGGAAACGCUUUCUCAUUCUACCAGAGCAACAGAGGGUUCCAGGAGGACUCGGAGAUUCGUGCUGCCGAGAAGAAGUUUGGGAGCAACAAGGCCGAGAUGGUGGUGCCUGACUUCUUGGAGCUGUUCAAGGAGAGAGCCACGGCGCCCUUCUUUGUGUUCCAGGUGUUCUGUGUGGGGCUCUGGUGUCUGGACGAGUACUGGUACUACAGUGUCUUCACGCUCUCCAUGCUGGUGGCCUUCGAGGCCUCCCUGGUGCAGCAGCAGAUGCGGAACAUGUCAGAGAUCCGGAAGAUGGGCAACAAGCCCCACAUGAUCCAGGUCUACCGAAGCCGGAAGUGGAGGCCCAUUGCCAGCGAUGAGAUUGUUCCCGGGGACAUCGUCUCGAUCGGCCGCUCCCCCCAGGAGAACCUGGUGCCCUGCGAUGUGCUGCUGCUGCGGGGCCGCUGCAUCGUGGACGAGGCCAUGCUCACCGGGGAGUCAGUGCCCCAGAUGAAGGAGCCCAUCGAGGACCUCAGCCCCAGCCGGGUGUUGGACCUUCAGGCCGACGCCCGGCUCCACAUCGUCUUCGGGGGCACCAAAGUCGUGCAGCACAUCCCCCCGCAGAAAGCCGCCGCAGGCCUGAAGCCCGUGGACAACGGGUGUGUGGCCUACGUCCUGAGGACCGGAUUCAACACGUCCCAGGGCAAGCUGCUGCGCACCAUUCUCUUUGGGGUCAAGAGGGUGACGGCGAACAACCUGGAGACCUUCAUCUUCAUCCUCUUCCUCCUGGUCUUUGCCAUUGCAGCAGCCGCCUACGUGUGGAUUGAAGGUACCAAGGACCCCAGCCGGAACCGCUACAAGCUGUUUCUGGAGUGCACGCUGAUCCUCACCUCCGUCGUGCCCCCUGAGCUGCCCAUCGAGCUGUCUCUGGCCGUCAACACCUCUCUCAUCGCCCUGGCCAAGCUCUACAUGUACUGCACGGAGCCCUUCCGGAUCCCCUUCGCCGGCAAGGUGGAGGUGUGCUGCUUCGACAAGACAGGGACCUUGACCAGUGACAGCCUGGUGGUGCGCGGUGUGGCUGGGCUCCGGGACGGGAAGGAGGUGACCCCUGUGUCCAGCAUCCCAAUAGAGACACACCGGGCUCUGGCCUCAUGCCACUCCCUCGUGCAGCUGGACGACGGGACCCUCGUGGGUGACCCCCUGGAGAAAGCCAUGUUGACGGCCGUGGACUGGACACUGACCAGAGAUGAGAAAGUAUUCCCCCGAAGUAUUAAAACUCAGGGGCUGAAAAUUCACCAGCGCUUUCAUUUUGCCAGUGCCCUAAAGCGAAUGUCCGUGCUCGCCUCCUAUGAGAAGCUCGGCUCCACCGAUCUCUGCUACAUCGCGGCCGUGAAGGGGGCCCCCGAAACCCUGCACUCCAUGUUCGCCCAGUGCCCACCUGACUACCACCACAUUCACACGGAGAUUUCCCGGGAAGGAGCCCGAGUUCUGGCGCUGGGGUAUAAGGAGCUGGGGCACCUCACUCACCAGCAGGCCCGGGAGGUCAAGCGGGAGGCCUUGGAGUGCAACCUCAAGUUCGUCGGCUUCAUCGUGGUCUCCUGCCCACUCAAGGCUGAUUCCAAGGCCGUGAUCCGUGAGAUCCAGAAUGCCUCCCAUCGGGUGGUCAUGAUCACAGGUGACAACCCACUCACUGCCUGCCACGUGGCUCGGGAGCUGCAUUUCAUCGAGAAGGCUCAGACGCUGAUCCUGCAGCCUCCUACGGGGAAAGGUGGCCCGUGUGAGUGGCGCUCCAUCGACGGCAGCGUCUCACAGCCCCUGGCCCAGGGCUCCCCCAAGACCCUGGCCCGGGAGCACGCGCUGUGCCUCACGGGCGAUGGCCUGGCCCACCUGCAGGCCGAGGACCCCCAGCUGCUGCUUCACCUCAUCCCCUACGUGCAAGUGUUCGCCCGAGUGGCCCCCAAACAGAAGGAGUUUGUCAUCACCAGCCUGAAGGAGCUGGGCUACGUGACCCUCAUGUGCGGAGACGGCACCAAUGACGUGGGUGCCCUGAAGCACGCCGAUGUGGGUGUGGCCCUCCUGGCCAACGCCCCUGAGAGGGUUGUCGAACGGCGGCGACGGCCCCGGGACAGUCCCGUCCUGAGCAACAGCGGAGUCAGGGCCACCUCCAGGGCUGCCAAGCAGAGGUCAGGGCUCCCAGCCCCCGAGGAACAGCUGGCCUCCCAGCGGGUGAGUCUCCAGAGGAGGAGGGGCACCAGCGCCCCCUUGUGGUCAGGUCUCACCCACCUGCCUGCUUCGCAGGACCGCCUGAGUCAGGUGCUGCGGGACCUAGAGGACGAGAGCACGCCCAUGGUGAAGCUGGGGGAUGCCAGCAUCGCCGCGCCCUUCACCUCCAAGCUCUCUUCCAUCCAGUGCAUUUGCCACGUGAUCAAGCAGGGCCGAUGCACAUUGGUGACCACACUGCAGAUGUUCAAGAUCCUGGCACUCAACGCCCUCAUCCUGGCCUACAGCCAGAGUGUCCUGUACCUGGAGGGCGUCAAGUUCAGUGACUUCCAGGCCACGCUGCAGGGGCUGCUUCUGGCUGGCUGUUUCCUCUUCAUCUCCCGCUCCAAGCCCCUGAAGACACUGUCUCGAGAGCGGCCCCUGCCCAACAUCUUCAACCUGUACACCAUCCUCACUGUCACGCUGCAGUUCUGCGUGCACUUUGUGAGUCUCGUCUACCUGUACAGCGAGGCCCAGGCCCGGAGCCCUGAGAAGCAGGAGCAGUUUGUGGACCUGUACAAAGAAUUUGAGCCGAGCCUGGUCAACAGCACAGUGUACAUCAUGGCUAUGGCCAUGCAGAUGGCCACCUUCGCCAUUAACUACAAGGGCCCGCCCUUCAUGGAGAGUCUGCCUGAGAACAGGCCCCUGGUGUGGAGCCUGGCCGUGUCUCUCCUGGCCAUUGUGGGCCUGCUCCUUGGCUCCUCACCUGAGUUCAACAGCCAGUUUGGGCUCGUGGACAUCCCUGUGGAGUUCAAGCUGGUCAUCGCCCAGGUCCUCCUCCUGGACUUCUGCUUGGCGCUCCUGGCAGACCGCGUCCUGCAGUUCUUCUUGGGGACCCCAAAGCUGAAAGUGCCUUCCUGAGACAGCAGUGCUGGCCCCUGCUGCCACUGGGCAGGAGCCCCACAAGGGCCCCAGGAGGGAGCACUGCCCCCACAAUGAGGCCGACUUGGCCUUGCCCACCAGGACUGAGCUGGGACACCCCCCCCCACCCCCGACCCUGCCCCCCUAUGGCUGGCUGAGGGCCUGGCUGGCGGAACCAGCCCUGGGCUAGCACCUUUGGUAAAUA